Messenger RNA from Giardia duodenalis, 1227 nucleotides. RefSeq names its product Histone acetyltransferase GCN5. The coding region runs from base 1 to 1227 and encodes 408 amino acids. Gene Ontology annotation, molecular function: histone H3 acetyltransferase activity; protein binding. The record is from RefSeq and is a predicted model, not a curated record. Gene Ontology annotation, biological process: chromatin remodeling; positive regulation of transcription by RNA polymerase II. Gene Ontology annotation, cellular component: histone acetyltransferase complex. NCBI's taxonomy places the organism in Eukaryota, Fornicata, Diplomonadida, Hexamitidae. The transcript has a single exon.
AUGUCAGACGGUGCUUCCUCCCCACAGAAGCGGAGGGACUUGUAUUUUAAAGUAGUGAGCCUUAACCUCUAUGACCCCACGAUAGACCCGCACGACCCCAAGCUGCUCCUGCACCUCCUCAUGGCCAAGGAGCUCUUCUGCACUGCUCUGCCGCGUAUGCCUCGGGACUACAUAACCAGACUCGUCUUCAACACUAGCCACGAAACGGCAUGCCUUCUACAGUAUCCCCACGACCCCGGCACGUCACCACUGGUCGCUGCCAUAUGCUACAGGACGUUUCCAGACGUGCGCAUCGCAGAAAUAGCCUUCUGUGCGGUUUCGAUCACGCGGCAGUACUCCGGCCUCGGGCACUGCAUUAUGAAUUACCUCAAGGAGAAUAUAAAGAAGCGUGGGUACACGGACAUUGUUACCUAUGCAGACAACGCUGCUCUGGAGUACUUUUAUAAACAAGGUUUCUCAAAGAACAUCACGAUGCCGGAAGCCAUCUGGUACGGUAGAGUUAAGCAUUAUGACCAAGCAAUCUUCGUGCAAUGCCCUCUUUAUAGAAACAUUGAUUAUACUAAGGUUAUGCAACGCCUCCGGCGACAGCGAGAACUGACUCUGAAGCGGAUAGGUGUGGCUCCUAGCGCAUUUCCCGAGGCACUAAAAGGCAAGGGAUACGUUUCUGUAGAAGAUCUAGUAAAGAAUGUCACUUCGUUCCGGCAAGUUGUAGAGCUUAUAAAGAAAGACCCGCAAGAGGUUUAUCAGACCAUUGAAGAAAGCAUAAGCACCCGCGAAGAGAUCCAGCGGUGUAACAGCGCUGCAUUGUAUGCUGUUGUCGUCGAGGCAGGCAAGGCAUAUGCUCUCCCCUUUCUGGAGCCCCCUCCGGCAACAGAGUGGGCGCCAAACAUAGUACACAACGACCUACAGAUCAUGAUAGACAAGUGCCGAAGUUUCUUCUAUAGAACACGGGGCAUCUUCGCUGAGCACGCGAAAUCCUUGUGGCAACGGUGCUUGACCUUUAAUGGGGAUGCUUCUGAUCGUACAAAGCUUGCCUACGAGUUGUACCAAGGCCUGCUGGCCUCGUUUGAUUGGGGUUACAAGCAGUAUGUUGAAGAGACUUCCCACGAUGACCUAGGAUACUGUUACCCGGAGCUGCAGGCGCAGAAUGACACCUCUGUAUGCGCUGCUGCCAUGGAAGAGGCUUGUCCGGACGUAGAACAGGCCUUUGCCGACCUUGGUUUCUGA